Molecule: messenger RNA, 1884 nt
Organism: Bolinopsis microptera
Lineage: Eukaryota; Metazoa; Ctenophora; Tentaculata; Lobata; Bolinopsidae
Product: 26S proteasome regulatory subunit 8
Exons: 11
Coding region: 16-1305 (429 amino acids)
Biological process (GO): proteasome-mediated ubiquitin-dependent protein catabolic process
Cellular component (GO): proteasome regulatory particle, base subcomplex
Molecular function (GO): ATP binding; ATP hydrolysis activity; proteasome-activating activity
Source: RefSeq, a predicted model, not a curated record
CAACGUUUGUCCGUCAUGAGUUUUAAUUUGUUAAACAUUUUCGGCAAUUUAUUUGCAAACGAUGGAAAUACACCUCUCUCUACUAGUGAAGACACAAUCCUAGUCUCGAUGGAAGUCGAAGAAACUCGGCCCAAGGAUGGAUUGAGAAACUAUUACAUAGCCAAAAUAGAAGAAUUGCAGAGUGUUUUGAGUGAGAAGUCGCAAGAUGUCAGAAGGUUGGAAGCUCAACGAAAUGAGCUCAAUGCUAAAGUGAGAAUGUUGAGGGAGGAGCUAAUGUUGUUACAGGAACAAAGCUCUUACGUUGGUGAAGUCAUCAAACCAAUGGACAAGAAGAAAGUGUUAGUCAAGGUACAUCCGGACGGUAAAUUCGUCGUUGAUUUAGACAAGAGUAUAGAGAUGAGUCAAGUAACCCCCAAUCUAAGAGUAGCCCUCCGCAACGACAGUUACACCCUCCACAAGAUCCUACCCAGUAAAAUAGACCCUCUAGUCAGCUUGAUGAUGGUGGAGAAGGUUCCAGAUUCUACUUAUGACAUGGUCGGAGGUCUUGACAAACAGAUCAAAGAAAUCAAAGAGGUCAUAGAACUACCUGUAAAGCAUCCCGAACUUUUUGAAGCCCUGGGAAUAGAGCAGCCCAAAGGAGUGCUGUUGUACGGACCUCCAGGAACAGGAAAGACGUUACUUGCACGUGCUGUCGCGCAUCAUACAGAGUGUACUUUCAUCAGAGUCAGUGGUUCAGAGCUCGUCCAGAAAUACAUUGGAGAAGGUUCGAGGAUGGUCAGAGAAUUGUUCGUAAUGGCGAGAGAACACGCACCAUCUAUUAUUUUCAUGGAUGAGAUAGAUUCUAUUGGAUCAUCUAGACUUGAUGCCGGACACGGGAGUGACAGUGAAGUACAGAGAACCAUGUUGGAGUUGUUAAAUCAGCUUGACGGUUUCGAGGCUACCAAGAACAUAAAGGUUAUCAUGGCUACUAACAGAGUUGAUAUUUUGGAUGACGCUCUUUUGAGGCCUGGUCGAAUUGACCGAAGGAUAGAAUUCCCACCCCCUGGUGAAGAGGCUCGUAUGGACAUUUUGAAGAUACAUUCUCGGAAAAUGAAUCUAACGAGGGGAAUAAAUCUUAAGAAAAUAGCAGAGCAGAUGUCAGGAUCGUCUGGCGCUGAAGCAAAAGCAGUAUGUACUGAAGCAGGAAUGUACGCUCUCCGAGAACGCAGAGUACAUGUGACUCAAGAAGAUUUCGAGAUGGCAGUUGCUAAAGUCAUGCUGAAAGAUUCAGAAAAAAACAUGUCUAUCAAACAAUUGUUCAAGUAGCUGCAAAUCUGCCGAUGUAUCUUUCAGAAACGUUGCUGUCUUUUUUAGGACUGUCCUAAGUUGCUGAUAGAAUUUGAGCGUUUUAAAUUUAAAGUUUAGCACUGACCCGACAAUCAAGUCUUGCAAUCUUGUGUUGUCAACAGACAAACUCCCUUUUCAAAAUUGUCGCUCAUUCAGGCUUAAAGGGAAAUGGCUAUGUUCUAAGUACUUCAGGAUGCAAAUAAAACUCAUUUCUAGCUUAAAUAAUGCCCCGGCCUAAUUGCACUCCAAUAUCAGUAAUUCGCUGAAACGGCCUUGACAAGGGACAUAUUCAACAAGAUAAUAUUAUAAAAUGAGCAGCUCUUAUACUCAGAAAUGGUGUGGGUAUUUUGUACUAAUUAUAUGUCGGUUUGUCAGUAUAUUAUAUGACCCGCAAUGAAAGUUUUGAGAUAGAGCCUCUAUAAAAUAGAAUAUAUUGAGCAAUGCUUUUUUGAAAGGAAGUCCAAAAUAUCAAUGAUUGUACUGGUUACAAUAACACUAUAUUGAAGUAGUGCAAAAUUUGAAAGUUAUUUGUAUUAAAUAGUUAUACAAUAAUUGUAA